GUGAAACGAGUGUGCUAAUGGAUUUUUGUCCUAUGAAUGGAAAUUACCUUUUACCUUUCAUUAUCAAUAAAAAUAUCCUAUGUUGUAGAGUAAUAAGUUUCUUAAAGUGAUGAAAAUUGUACAAUUUAGAAUUUAGAAUAGCUAUGUUUAGUAGAAUAGCUAUGUCGAAAUAAUAGCAAACUCAUAUAGAAAUUGUGGAAUACGUGUUAAAUCGUUCAGUUAAAAUUUUUAGCAAUUUUAUACUGCCUUCAGACCUGUGCCGUUUUUGGGAAAAAAUACAUUUUGCUCAGGCUCACACCCGACUUAGAUGUGGUAUCGACUCUGUACGCAAAAGGUCUGUUGAAUCACUGUCGAUAUCGCAAAUAGUUUCGGUUGAACCACAGGUCGAACAGGCAAAGCUAAGAAGACGAUAAACCAAUGCCUGUUCCAUCCUAUUCUGUCGUACCAAUUCAUCAUCAUCAACAGCUGUUUGACCAAUGUGUGCACCUUAUUAACUCAGAAUGGCCCCGAUCAUACACUGCUCGCCUAUGGAGUCUCAAAGCAUCCAAAGAUACAUUACCGACCAGUUUUGUUCUCAUAAAACAAUGCGUAGAGAGCGACACGAAUGGACCAACAGUUCUAGCGCAUGCCAAAUUAUCUCCCGUACCGGCAGAUGAAGAAGCAGUAUUAGUAGAAUCGGUUGUUGUCGAUCGGCGAUGCAGAGGACAAGGUCUAGGAAGGUUACUGAUGAAUGAAAUCGAGAAUCACUGUUUUUGCGCAUUACGCCUGAAAACGAUCUAUCUUUCAACAAUUGAUCAAGAUGGCUUUUACAACAAAUUAGGGUAUACCUACUGCAAAGCUAUAAAUAUGUUUGGUACGAGGAUCUCCUCAAAUAAUUGUACCAAAAAAAUAUGGAUGGUGAAAAGAAUUUCUGACUAUCAUCGUAAGGAUUCAUCUAUAGGAAUAUGAUUGAACGUUCAUAUUCAGAAUUAAAGUUCUCUAUUCGUUAUGUAUCGCAGAUACAUUACUAUUCGUGCUGUCCUUUCUAUCUCAUGGAAUAAUAAGGCUCUAACCAAAGUGGAUAAACUUUCGUUCAUAUUGUGUUUAAUGAAAUUUCUGUAUCUCUGUACAUAGCUCUUAAUUAAUUUGUGUCUGGUUAAUAUUUGUAUCUACCACUGAAAGGCUACAAAAUCGAUAACAGUUGCAUGGCUUAUGUAUUCGUUUUUCAUGACGUCAAUUACUUUAUUGUGUAAUUAAAUUACACAGCAAAACAUCUGUUAUAGUAGAAAUAAACUUUAUAUAUAUAUUCA
Toxorhynchites rutilus septentrionalis is the source of this 1289-nucleotide messenger RNA. Its product is annotated as N-alpha-acetyltransferase 80-like. NCBI's taxonomy places the organism in Eukaryota, Metazoa, Arthropoda, Insecta, Diptera, Culicidae. The transcript is spliced from 2 exons. Gene Ontology annotation, biological process: protein acetylation. Gene Ontology annotation, cellular component: cytoplasm. The record is from RefSeq and is a predicted model, not a curated record. Gene Ontology annotation, molecular function: acetyl-CoA binding; N-acetyltransferase activity. The coding region runs from base 418 to 948 and encodes 176 amino acids.